Anarrhichthys ocellatus (wolf-eel) is the source of this 3211-nucleotide messenger RNA. It is a transcript of the gene cog1, whose product is annotated as component of oligomeric golgi complex 1. The record is from RefSeq and is a predicted model, not a curated record. NCBI's taxonomy places the organism in Eukaryota, Metazoa, Chordata, Actinopteri, Perciformes, Anarhichadidae. Gene Ontology annotation, cellular component: COG complex; Golgi apparatus. Gene Ontology annotation, biological process: intra-Golgi vesicle-mediated transport. The transcript has 15 exons. The coding region runs from base 65 to 3121 and encodes 1018 amino acids.
GGGUUCUUCCCCCGGUCUUCCGGGUGACACUUCCUGGAACAGCUGAAGUUGUUUUGGAGGUGCAAUGGCCGAAGAUCCUGCACUGUCUCUCCGGGUCUCUGAGAUCAAGGACCCGGCGGUUCUCUUCGAACGUUACAACACCGCGGAGAUCCGCCGAGUCGAAGGCAAAGUCCGUGGGGAGAUCGAGCAGAAGAAGGAGGAGCUGAGGCAGAUGGUGGGGGAGCGCUACCGGGACCUGAUCGAUGCCGCCGACACCAUCGGAGAGAUGAGGCAGUGCUCGGAGAGCGUCGUCCAGUCCAUCCAGGACAUGCACCAGUACUGCCACAAGCUGAAGCAAGGCACACCCAGCACGAGCAGCUGCAGACAGGAGGGCCAGAGGCAGUGGCAGGAGAAGUUCUACACCAUGGCCUCCCAGAUCAAGCUCCUCUUGGAGAUCCCAGAGCGCAUCUGGAGCGCCAUGGAGGCGUCCCAGUACCUCCAGGCCACCCAGCUCUACCUGCUUUGUUGCCACCUGCACAGUUUGCUGCAGCUGCAGGUUGCUACAGGGGGCCACUACAGCCCCGUCCUGGCCCGCUUCCCCAUCUUGGUCCGGCAGGUAGCCACCACGGGACACUUCAGAUCCACCAUUCUCCUGGACAGCAGGUCUUUGCUGCGGGGCCGCGCCGUGUCGGACCAGGCCAUCGCUGAGGCCCUGGUGUCCACCAUGCUGCUGGAGGACAGCUCACCACGCCAGGCCCUGGCUGACUUCUUGCUGGCUCGGAAGGCUUCUAUCCAUCAGCUUCUCAACCAACCACAGCACGGUGCAGGGAUCAAGGCCCAGGUGUGCAGCCUGGUGGAGCUGCUGGUCACCACUCUGUUCCAGGCCUACGCCGUCUUCUACCUGCCCCCAGAGGGAGGCCCCAGGCCGGGGGAGGGAGCCCUGAGCUAUGGCAUGCUCUUUUCUACCCUGGAGAACGUCACCUCCACCACAUACGCAGCUAAAGACAGGAGGGUGUUGCAGGAAGAGACGAGUACAGGCAGCUGGUUCAAAUAUCUGCCUCCCUCCAUCACGGAGUUCCAGCCAGCCCUUCGCACUCUGGCUCAGCCAAUCCAGAGAGAGCAGCUUCGGGACACCCUGCAGCAGUGGAUCGAUACCUGUAAGGAGGACAUCUGCCGUGGCGUUAGCAGCCUUCUGGUCUAUGUGAAGAGCCUGAAGGGGUUGGCAGCCAUUAGAGACUCUGUAUGGGACCUCCUGUCCACCGAGUCCAUCAGUCAGCACUGGAGCACUGUGUGUCAGCGACUGCUGGAGUGCCCCCUGGUUGUCUGGGAUGACUUCCUGCAGCAACUCUUCCUUCAGCGCCUGCAGGCCAUCACCAAAGAAGAAACUGAAGCCAUCUCAACGAGCUCCGUCCAGCUCCUCACCUCAGCUGUGAGGGAUCUUGAGGGCCAGACCAUCCAUACUUCUUCAGCUACCAACCCUGGCUCAGGCCGCGGGGGCCAGUACGAGGUAGAUGUGGCAUCCUUCCUGUGGUCGGAGUCUCCGGGGGACCUGCUGAGCGAUGCAGGGUGGGUCAGUGUGACCCAGCGGGGGCAGCAGCACCAUAGGAGUAGCCUGGCCAUGAAGACCCAGGCCCUGACGCCCUGCGUUCAAAACUUCUGCUCCUCUCUGGAUGCUAAGCUAAAGGCCAGGCUGGAGGACCUGCAGUACUACCUACCCUCCCAAGACACAGGGUCUGACUCCAGCUCAGUCACAGUCGCCUCCUCUGGUCCCAGCGAGAGCUCGUCAGCGUCCUCUUUUAACCGCUUCACAGACUCUCCAGCAGUGGAGGACGCUUUACGUGACGGCUGCGUGGGCUGUGUCCGCCACAUCCUGUCUUCCAUCCGCUCUGAACUGGCCUCAGCCUCACCUGACCCCAGCCCCGCCUGCCUCACUUCAGUCCUUUUCAUGGCCAGGCUGUGCCAGUCCAUGGGUGAACUCUGCCCCAACCUGAAGCAUUGCAUCCUGGGAAAACAGAGGGGUUCUGAGGCCACAGCAAAGGAGACCCCCAGACAAGGCAAGAAGCUGGGCAAAGCCAGGGCCACCACGGAGGUCAGCCCCACCCAGGCCAAGUGGGCAUGUUUGAAGGAGGAGCUCCUCGUUUGCAGCAUGGAGGCGUACCGCAUCUGGAGCUCUGCCCUCUCCAAAGUUCUGCUGGAUAAGUUUGCCACAACGCUGCAUGCUGAGUCUGCCGGUGCCAUCCUUACAACAGCAACAAACUGGGAGGAUCUGGAGAUCCAAGAAGAAGCCGAGUCGGGGAGCAGUGUCUCAUCCAAAAUCCGUCUUCCAGUCCAGCCAUCUUGGUUCGUGCAGUCGCUGCUAUUCCAGCUGUGUGUGGAGGUGAACAGGGUGGGGGGCCACGCUCUGCCCCGGCGCACCCUGCAGGAGCUGCUGCAGACCUGUCUGGCUCAGGUCCUGCACCACUACCACAGCCUCACACAGCAGUCCUUCAGCAGAGUAACUAGCGCACACACACACGCACGCACACGCACACACGCACGCGCACAAAAUGGAAAUGAGGGACGUUUGUAUUGUGAGGAGGGCGUGUUUCCCAUGACUCAGAACAGAGCCUUACAGCUGUUGUUUGACCUUCGUUACCUCAACACCACACUGAGCAGCAGAGUGGAGGAAGGAAAGAGCUCCCGAUCCCACCAGGACCCCAGAUUCCACGAGGUCUGUGAUUGGCUGGAGGGCUACAUCGACCCGUUUGACCUGGACGUGUUCACACCUCCGCUCAAUACCAACCUCAACCGCCUGUCCCAGAGGACCUCGGUACUGCUGGGGCUGCUGACGGGCUCAGAGAAGCAGUUUGCCUUGCGGAGCAGCAGUGUGAACUCCCAGGAGCCUUUCAACAUCCUGCCACUGGCCAGCAGCCAGAUCAGGUUCGGGUUGCUGCCUCUCAGCAUGUCCAAUGUGCGUAAAUCUAAGUCGGCCACCCGGAGCUCUGCUGCUGCUCACCAGCUGCAGGCACCUCCAUCCUCCGUAGCAGACAGCGAGAACAGCUUCCGGCCGGGCAGCCUGUUCAGACAGCUGGCUGAUCAGGACGAAGACACAGCCGCUCCGUCUUUAUUCAAACUCAGCUGGCUGUCUGGCAUGGCCAAAUAACCCUUUAUUGCACAAGGCCUUUUAUUUGACCUUGCAGAAACUUUGUAAAAAAUAAAAUGUAUAGUAAAAAUAAUUUGGUCGUUCCAGAAA